CUUAUGAUAGGAACUUUAUUCAAUGUUUAUCAGAACUAAUGUAUCAACCAUGCUUCCAGCAAUUGACUAUCAAAGACUACUCAUGUACAGAUACCCCUGGUACAUCAUCCACUUCAUUUAAUGGUGUCCAUUCCUUACUAUCUGCAUUCUUCCUCUCUCCUUAUCCUCUCACACUUAGAUUGGAUAAGGUUACAUUUGAUUCUAGUGAUCCUCUAGCUAUCAACACUGAACAACAAUCAAAAUCACUUGAUGUAGCUCGUGUGUAUUUAUAUACAAGUUACAUUGUAUUGAAAUCAUUGAAGAUAAGGAGCAAUGAUGCAUUCUGUUUAUUUUCUAAAGUGAAAUCAAUCAAAGUAGACAAGAUCACUAUUGAUAUUGAUACUGAUACUAACACUCAUAGUUUAAGAUCAUUGCUCAGUAUAGUGUCAGCAAAUGAUAUGACUGUUUCUAUUAAUGAAAUAAAUCUACCAAAAAUAGUCAUUAAAUUUGGUCGGCCAAUUCUCCUGGAGAUAAUUUUUAAUUCAUUGUCACAAACUAAACCAUGCACCUUGUCUUAA
Molecule: messenger RNA, 557 nt
Organism: Amphimedon queenslandica
Lineage: Eukaryota; Metazoa; Porifera; Demospongiae; Haplosclerida; Niphatidae
Exons: 2
Coding region: 39-557 (172 amino acids)
Source: RefSeq, a predicted model, not a curated record